AGCGCCAGGAAGACAGCAGGGUCUGGACAGCCUCUUCUCCCGCCUUCCUUUCCUCCCUCUAUUGCAUAACUUCUGACUGGAGGAAGGCUCAUUUUCCCUGCCUGCACUCUGACAGAAGUGCUCUCCAGAUUCUCUUUGUGUUUUACUGCAUCCUGGCAGUUUCCUGGACAGCGUACACGAUGAAUUUGACGAUCCUGAUUGUUAUGGCCGUGCUAACUGGAGUACUCGGGAGCCCUUAUGUUACUGAUACUGAUGUCACGCCUGGAUCAGACUCAGCUGGGAUGUCAGCCCAUCCUAACAGUGUGCCAGAGGCAGCGGAUGGCACAGAGGUCUUUCAUGAGGAAGGAGUGGUAGAGGAAGAGGGAGUUGAAGAAGAUGUGAUGGCGACUGGAGAGUUGAACCCCAGCCACUACCCAGCUCAGAGGGCAGCCAACGUAGUCAAACACUACCUCAACACCCGCUAUGGCUCACCGUACAGGUGGGUCGGACUGCACAAGGUUCACAGCGCCAAUGCAGAGGAGGUAGCAGAAUCUGGGAGGAAGUAUCAUCUGGAGAUCUCAGUACAGGAGAUGACAGGCAACACUACAGAGAAGUGCUCUGCAGAGGUGCUGUUUCCAGCUUUGGAGAAUCAGAGGUCACCCCAAGUUCAGGCGUCAUGUGAGGCCCUGCUAACAGCCAACACCACCGCUCAAGAAGAAGCCUUGUACCAACAGUACAGGAGAAACCACACACUUUUGUCAGGACACAAUUUACCUGAUAGCUAUGGUCACAUUGACCCUGACAUGAAGCCCCUCUGGCACCUGGGGGGCGUGGCUUCCAGCUUUGUCAUGCUCAAGGAGUCGACUGAAAACACUCUGUACAACAUGGCUCAGGUGGCUAACGUCACCCAGCUGGAAACUGAGAACGACCAGCUGAGGUUCAACUAUCACGUCCUGCUGCAUGACAUGGUGUCCCAGGAGAUUAUUCACUGGAAGCUGCUGGUCACUUGGUCUCCAGCAGAGGGAGUUAAAGUCCUGCAGAUGGAGGAACUGCCAAAGUGCGAGCAUUGUGAAGUGCCUCCAAAGCCAAAUUAAACCCCGAGCACAUUCAUCACACUGCUGCCUACAGCCAAAACAACAUCUUGGUGCACAUAUCAUGUAUUCAGAUUAUACUGUAAAUGUAUUCAGGGCAGGGCUGCAAGAGCUAAACCAUGAUAUAUUGUUUUGCAACACACCUUUAGGCCUAUGAAAAGGUAUAGUUUAUGUUGCCAGGAAUAACUUCUGCAUAUACAUAAUGAUAUGGCAGCCUUAAAUCACGCUGUAUUUCUGGUUGCUGGGGUACUACAGCCCAAUAAAACUGUCUAUUGGUACAAUACA
Messenger RNA from Myripristis murdjan (pinecone soldierfish), 1355 nucleotides. It is a transcript of the gene lxn, whose product is annotated as latexin. The record is from RefSeq and is a predicted model, not a curated record. The coding region runs from base 180 to 1073 and encodes 297 amino acids. Gene Ontology annotation, molecular function: metalloendopeptidase inhibitor activity. Lineage: Eukaryota; Metazoa; Chordata; Actinopteri; Holocentriformes; Holocentridae. The transcript is spliced from 7 exons.